UUUCAGAGACAACAUGCCUGAACCCGCCAAGUCUGCGCCCAAGAAGGGCUCCAAGAAAGCCGUCACCAAAACCACCGGUAAAGGAGGCAAGAAGAAGAGAAGGACCAGGAAGGAGAGCUACGCCAUCUACGUCUACAAGGUGCUCAAGCAGGUCCAUCCCGACACCGGGAUCUCCUCCAAGGCCAUGAGCAUCAUGAACUCCUUUGUCAACGACAUCUUUGAGCGCAUCGCCUCUGAGGCCUCCCGUCUGGCUCACUACAACAAGCGAUCCACCAUCACCUCCAGGGAGAUCCAGACCGCAGUGCGCCUCCUGCUGCCCGGUGAGCUGGCCAAGCACGCCGUGUCUGAGGGAACCAAGGCUGUCACCAAGUACACCAGCUCCAAGUAGACCGGCUAAUGCUGUGAAAACAA
Molecule: messenger RNA, 411 nt
Organism: Poeciliopsis prolifica (blackstripe livebearer)
Lineage: Eukaryota; Metazoa; Chordata; Actinopteri; Cyprinodontiformes; Poeciliidae
Product: histone H2B 1/2-like
Exons: 1
Coding region: 14-388 (124 amino acids)
Cellular component (GO): nucleosome
Molecular function (GO): protein heterodimerization activity; structural constituent of chromatin; DNA binding
Source: RefSeq, a predicted model, not a curated record